This is a messenger RNA of Solanum tuberosum (potato), 1746 nucleotides long. RefSeq lists its product as uncharacterized. The transcript has 5 exons. NCBI's taxonomy places the organism in Eukaryota, Viridiplantae, Streptophyta, Magnoliopsida, Solanales, Solanaceae. Gene Ontology annotation, molecular function: nucleic acid binding. The coding region runs from base 1 to 1746 and encodes 581 amino acids. The record is from RefSeq and is a predicted model, not a curated record. Gene Ontology annotation, biological process: DNA integration.
AUGGCACUUGUAGGUACACCCGGGGAUCGAUUAGAUCUUCUAAAUAGGGUGUUAAGUCCUCCACCCAAGCCUUACAUUGAAGAAGCACCCAGGCUUGAGUUAAAAGCAUUGCCAGCCUACCUCAGGUAUGCAUUUUUGGGUGAAGAUAAAACUUUACCGGUUAUUUUAUCUCUAACAUUAUCUGAUGGACAAGUGGAAGCAGGAUUAAUCAUCCUAAAAAAGAGGAAAGCAUCUUUGGGGUGGCAAAUGUCUGACAUCCAUGAUAUUAGUCCCGCGCUGUGCAUGUAUAAAAUAUACAUGGUGGAAAGGCAUAAUUCGAGUGCACAUCAUCAGUGGAGACUAAACCCAUUGAUGAAGGAUAUGGUGAGAAAAGAGGUAAUUAAAUGGCUGGAUGCAGGGAUUGUGUACCCAAUAUCAUACGGCAAAUGGAUUAUCAUUGCACCAGAAGAUCAGGAGAAGGCUACAUUCACUUGCCCAUAUGACACGUAUGUGUUCAAGCGCAUGCCAUUCGGCUUGUGCAAUGCCCCAGCCACAUUUCAGAGAUGUAUGAUAGUAAUCUUCCAUGAUAUGGUGGAGGAUUUUGUUGAAGUGUUGAUGGAUGAUUUCUCGGUGAUUGGUGAGUCUUUUGAACUUUGCUUGACUAAUUUUGACAGAGUUCUUGCCAGUGGGCUGGAAGUUGACAAGGCUAAAGUGGAAGUUAUUGAGAAGCUGCCACCUCCCAUCACAGUAAAGGGAGUUAGAAGCUUCCUGGGACAUGCUGGUUUCUACAAGAGGUUCAUCAAGGACUUCUCUAAGACUGCAAGACCUAUGUGCAGCCGGUUAGAGAAAGAGAUGAAGUUUAUGUUUGAUGAAAAGUGUUUGCAGGAAUUUGAACAGUUGAUUGAAGCUCAUAUUCUGAUUGCUCCAAAUUGGGAGCUUCCAUUUGAGCUUAUGUGUGAUGCCAGUGACAUAGCAGUUGAGGCAGUACGUGGGCAGAGAAAAGAGAAGAUGUUCCAUUCCAUCUACUAUGCGAGCAAGACACUUGAUGCAGCUCAAUCGAAUUACACUGUGACUGAAAAAGAGAUGUUGGCAUUAGUCUUCGCAUUUGAUAACUUUAGAUCAUACUUGAUAAGGGACACGAAAGAAACUGAGAACCGGAUAGCUGAUCAUCUGUCCAGACUGGAGGAUUCAACUCAUGUGAAGAAUGAGGGGCAAAUUCGUGAAGAGUUUCCUGAUGAGCAAUUGCUUGCUUUGGACACUGCUCAAGUGCCUUGGUAUGCUGAUAUUGUGAAUUUUCUGAGGAUGGGCACCAUUUCAGGGAGGUAUGAGAUGUCAUUUAGCAAUAUACUGGAGGUUGAGAUCUUUUAUGCUUGGAGGAUAGACUUUAUAGGACCAUUCCCAUUGUCCCGUGGUAAUCAAUACAUCUUAGUCGCAGUAGACUACAUGUCUAAGUGGGUGGAGGCAGUUGCACUACCAUCCACUGAUGCAAAAAUGGUUGUGAAGUUCAUCCGAAAACACAUCUUCAUCAGGUUCGAAACUCCAAAGGCUAUGAUCAAUGAUGGAGGUACGCACUUUAUUAAUAAUUCAGUGCAUAAUUUGUUAGCCAAAUAUGGAGUGAGACACAAAGUGGCUACAUCAUAUCAUCCCCAAACUAGUGGGCAUGUGGAAGUGUCGAAUAGGGAGGUCAAACAGAUCCUCCAAAAGACUGUGAAUGCCCAAAGAAAAGAUUGGGCUGGCAAGCUAGAUGAUGCCUUGUGGGCGUACUAG